Molecule: messenger RNA, 639 nt
Organism: Aphanomyces astaci
Lineage: Eukaryota; Oomycota; Saprolegniomycetes; Saprolegniales; Verrucalvaceae
Exons: 2
Coding region: 1-639 (212 amino acids)
Source: RefSeq, a predicted model, not a curated record
AUGACCACCGAACUCGAUGCUGCCAUCGCGUUCGUAGCCAAGGCUCGACCAAGGGCGCUCACAGUGGGCGAAAAGCUCGACAUCAUCCGCCUACAGGCACACUUCUGUAAACCGGAAAUAAAAGACGUCUCAAACCACGUUGCUACCAUUUUGGGUCGCAGCAACAAAACAAUACAGACUGUGUGGUCCCAGUACUGCAACGACGGCACAUUUAAUGUUGCAAAAACGCGGUCAAAUAAAUCCACUCACGCUACCAGAGUCCCCGGAACCCAGGCUGUCAUGACGCUCGUGCUGGACCUUCUUCGUACCAAGCGGUUGACGAACUCGCGCGUUGUUGUUCGUGACGUCAUGGAACUGCUUUGCGAGCAUGGCCACUUGGAUGUCGAGAAGGAAAACCCCACUGACCAACGUCCUUCGCUACGAGCUACACAAACGUUCUUUAAACGCCGUGGAUUCAUGCGCCGGAAGAAGAAAGGACUGGAUAUCUACAUGAAGCUUGUUGUCCAUGCGUUGCAAGAAGACACGCCACGUACGAUAAUUUAUCUGGACGAGUCGUUUAUCCAUCACAAGUACAAGCUACAACACUGUUUUCGCUCCCGUCGUUAUCCGGACGGGAACCUCUUGCGGAGGCCGAAUUAA